UUCUCAUCUGGGUGAAAUACCAGGUGACUGGAAUACAGAACAGCUGCUGCACCAUGAUGACCUGCUCCCACAAUGUUGUCUUCCUCCUGGAUACAGCCAGUUCUAUGCAAAAGGCGCAUCUUCAUCUGGGCAUCUUGAAGAUCCUGAACUAUUUGGGUUGCCGGUUUGGCCUGGCCAAGAUCCGGUGGGGCUUCAAGUUCUUUGACUCCUUAGGUGUCCAGGGCAGAAUUUCAUGGGUAGGCAGUUUUCAUGAACUUGGAUCUCGCAGCUGGGAAGACUUUGAAGAGGAGCUGGAGGCUAGGUUUGAAAACCACUACCAUGCUGUGAACUUGCCUGGACAAUCUCCUCGAGCCUGUCUUGCUCAGAACGUACUGAAAGAAGCAUUGCUUGAUUAUCAGUGGGACCGACCUGAAAUUGCUUCUCCAGCCAAGGUGGUGUUGAGGAGCCAGAAAAGCAAAUUAACUGUGACUUCAGAGAAGCCCCCAGAGAGCUCCAAUUCUUCUGAGGGUUUCAUGAAUACCAUUUUUCUCUUCUCUCCCUGCCCUCAUUCUCAGAGGGAAUUGCAUCAGUUUGUUUCUGGAAGUCAUGCUCAUUUGUCUAAUGAGCUGCCUACUUUACAGGACCUAUCAGAAAAAUUCAUACCCAAGGGAAUUCAGGAAAUGAUGGUUGCUCAGAAAAUCACUUUGCAUUGGGUGGAUACUGCUGAUUACUCCACGCUUCUUGAUUCUUCAGAUCAUGUUGGGUAUCACACAUUGGCUGAACUGAUGCACAUCUUGAAGGGCACAAUUUUGCCAUCAGAAAUCUUCGUUCCAUGUUUAAAUUGUCACAGAACAAAGACUUUCCCUUUGAAGUCCAUAUUCCCUGAGCCAUUCUCAUCAUGGGCAACUAUCUUGCCUUUGGAUUCAACUCUGAACUGUCUAUUCUCUUCACCUUCUGCAUUACAAGCAUCAUUCCCGCAGCUGGAAGGAAUUAUAUUUCUCAAGAGUGAUGGAAUACAGACGCCACAGAGCUGUGCUGUGACCCUGGAGCCCUUGAGUGUGAGCCAGAGGCAUUUUGAGAAUCCAGUCAGUAUUUUUCUUAAAUGCACAGCGGCAGGCUGGAAUAUGAUGCAUACUAGUAGCUUCUACACGGAGAGCUGGAUAAUACGGAUUUCCCCACCAGGCCAGUCUGUUCAGGAGACGUCUUUGUUUCAGUAUCUUGUAAAGUGCAUUGUGACCCAAGGAUUACAUCUGGUUGCUGAUGUGUCUCCAUCUGGAUCCUGUCCUCCCUGCACUGGGAUUCUCUCCCCCAUCUCCGGUACUGCUGCCAUUCUUUCUCUUUUCUGUGCUGAAAGAAUGGCUGAAGUUCAGAGAUGCUUCCUUCAAACUGCUGAGGAUGGGAACCUUUCCGGGGCAGAUGACUUCAACUUCCCUGAAAUGGUGAGCAGCGUGCUCAAUCAAGUAAACAACUCGAAAGAAAGUGAUCCAGCUAGUCCCGAGACUCCACUUCCAGAGUGGUGCCAGCAGGAGCUGUUUCAGACACAUCGCUGGAGCCCUAUAGUGAUUGAAGACUGGUAUCUUUUGUCAAACCUCUGCGGAGAAAGCUCCCCUUUGAUGGAAUCAUUAAGGUCACUGCAAGCAGCUCCAGCUACUGUGGAAGAGACGUGGAAGCCAGAAAUGGAGCUUACCCAGAGCCUGUCUGAAUUUUAUCAGCAGAGAGCCUCCAAAGUCUUUGCUGCAUCUUGUCGACAGGCUCACAAAAAGAGGCGUGGAGCUUCCCAGACUCCUGUGAGGCAGAAGAUGAAGACCAUGCCUCGUUCCCUUCAGAUGCUGAAUGUUGCAAGGCUCAACAUGAGAGCCCAAAAGCACCAGCCAGAUGAAGAGCCGGCAGUAAGUGAAAAGGUAGCCCAAAGGCUGUUGCCUGGAUCAGCUGACAGAGUGGAAGAAAAGGGAAGAACUGUGAGAGCUAAAUUAGACUUCAAAACUGAGGAAGAGAUUAUCUCCUAUGUAACUACAAGCUACCAGAAGGCUGUGGCUGAUGGAGAAAAUUUGUCCUCGUGUGCCCAUGAUAUCGUGGCAGCUAUGAACAUUUUUGAGAUAACAAAUGAGGUCCAAGAGAGAGCGGCAGCCUGUACAGGUGCAAUUCGAAGCAGUCUCCUGAAGACCAGCAAAGCCCUUCGUCAACAACUGGGCAACAUUCCUGAUGAGCAAGUCAAAGUCAGAGAGUGCCAGCUUCAAGUGUAUCUGCGCCUAGAGAUGUCCCUGCAGUGCCCCUUGAUACAGAACAGCACAGGUGAAACUGAACAGCUUGUUGAGGAGAUGACUGAAGUGCUACGAAUCUUGUGCUUGAUAGAAGACCCAGCAUACCUCACCAAAUUUUUAGAAGAUGUUGUAGAAAUGUAUAUGGAAUCAAUACCGAAAACUCUUGGGAACUUGUACUACAGUCUGGGGACACAGGUUCCUCCCAAGCUGGCCUCCAUCCUGCCAGCAGACUUCUUUGGUGAUGAUUCUUUAAGUCAGGAGAGCCGACCCUCAUCCCUUCCUGCUUCCGCAGCUUCUGACCCAGAUGCUAGGCCAGUGUCUGUAAGUGAUGAGGCCAACAGGCUGCAGGAGCUACGCAACAGAUCAGCCAAGAAAAGAAAGAGCACAUUGUCCAGGCACCGAAGUAUGACUGAAGCAUCACUGAACUUGCGCCAGAUAGAGAUCCCUCAAGCACCUAAAGCUCGUACUAGGAAGGAUAGUUCUCAUGCAUCCCUUGACAUGAAACCAUUUCCAGCAGCACAGAAAACACCAGUGCAAGAAGUGACAAAGGUGCGAAGGAAUCUCUUCAAUGAGAAAAUGCAGUCUUCCAGCAAAAGGAUCCCUCGAAGCCAGUCAGUAUCUGCUUUGGAAGGGCUGACGCGCAAACACAGCCAAUCUAAGGAUGCUCCUAAAGAUCAUCAUAAGCUGCUGACCAAGCGGGUGGCCGAGACACCAUUGCACAAGCAGAUCUCCAGGCGGCUGCUGUAUAGGCAGAUCCAAGGCCGGUGUUCAGAUCCUGGUUCUGAAGUUGGAGUUGUAGAAGAGUCUCCUGAAAAAGCUGUGACUUGUGGCUUAAGAAGGAGCCCUCGGAUCAAGCAGUUGAUGCUGGAGAGAACAUUCUCUGGUUCCUUUCCGCCCUCCCAGGCUACCAUGAGGAAUGUUAAGGAGGUGCCUUCUGCACAUCUAGUAGGGCCAGGCAAUCCAGAGGAUUUAACAGGCUGGGCUUUGCCAUCCCCUAAAACCAUCCAAUCCACCAAGAGCCUUCUCUUUGGAGCAGUUAAUGAGGUACCCAGUUCUGGAGGGAUGCAGUCACAAAGAAAAAGGAAAAAAUCUUUAGCUUCAAAUGAUCCUGUUGCUUACCAGACACCUAGAAAAAUUUCUCUUUGGUCUUCUCAGAAGUUGCUAAGCCCCUCCAGUAACAUCCUGAGAAGAUCUCCUCAGAUUCAAGAGAAGUCCCAGCAGAAUCUUCUGAAAAGUCCAGUCCUAAAACAGACUGUGGCAAAGAAUUUGGGCUGUCUCUUCUCCUCUUCUAAGCAGAAGAGCAAGCCUUCACCUACAUCCAUUGAGAAAAAAGGAGAAUCUCUGGCACAGUCCACUCUGUCAAAGGAAAACUGUUCUCCUCCUUGCAGGGCUUGGCAGCUACAGACUCCAAGAAAGCAAGAAAUGGAGGAAGUGUUUGGUGAGGUGUUUGGUUCAUCCACAGACAGUUCCCAUUCAGGUUCUUAUUUUGUAGCAACAACUCUGUUCCCACUGAAUCCCAGGAGAAAGUCUCCCUCCCAGCUGCACUCCCCUAAGCAGUCCUUGAGAACUGCCUGGGAACCAACCUCUCCAGUUUCUGCUCAGAAGGCGGUUCCUGAGGCAGAAAGACAAAGAGAUCCAAAGUCUCUUAUGCAGUUGAAGACAGACCUUGUGCCAUCAGACCGAACACCCAGGAAAUUUGGGAGUAAGUGUUCAGAUCAGUCAUCAAGCUCCAAGAGUGCUGGGAUUGCUGAGGCCUUAUCUCCACAGGUGCCACUAUCCAAUCUUACCUCUUUGACUUGCACACAGCUAAGGAUGGAUUACAUGCUCUCUCCUUGUAGAAUUGCGGAGCAAAUUGGAGAGACUUGCAUACCCAAAAAACCACCUUUGAAACCUCAAAGCGGAUCAGGCAUCACCUCAGCAGAAUCUGCCCAGUCUCCUUCCCACAGAUCAGAACCCUUGUGUGCACAUGAAAAUAAGGAGGAACCUUCUCAGUGGGAUGCAAGCAUCAGUCUUUCCACUGAAACGGACUUGUUCUGCAAACCUGGGGUGAAUGAGAGUGUACCUUUGAUGUCAAGAUAUAAGCAGGCUUCAGGAACUGUGGCCCCAGGUAAGAGAGGUUCUGGCAAAAACCUGUCUCCUGAACUCUUGGCUAGAGAUAGCAUGGGUAUCCUGGAUGCCAUGGUGGCAUGUGAGUGUGUAGAUCCUUGUACUUCAACCACCAUGGGGAGCCACAAAUUACUGUCCAAUAGUUCUCCAGGGCAACAAGGCCCAACAGCUUUAGAAGAUAAAGUUUUGCCAGCAGCAAAGUUUUCAGAUUUGCAACAGCCAUUUUUUCAAACCCCUCCCAGAUGCACCAGGAAAUCCUCAGCCCCAAAGGUUGGCUCGCGUACCUACACAUUGCGCUGUACCCCAGACAGAAGACAGCGGGAAGCUGCCGCACGACUGGGCAGCCUUGAAAUGUCAAAUUUGAUUACUUCCCAGAGUACUCAUGCAUUGCCUUCCACAACUUGUCCACCUACCUAUGAGGUUCAGCUUGAGAUGCAAGCGUCCGGCCUGCCCAAGCUCCGCAUCAAAAGGGUUGGCUCUGGGGUACCCACUGAACUGCAGUGCCAGGGAGAGACUAGGAAAUCUGAAGGAGAGGAAAGUGAACUUGACACAGAGGAUCUUUGUGUAAGCUGGUGUGGUAGGCAUUCAGGAAAGCUGGAACCUGUCUGCAUCUCACCAUCAUGUUUUAGGUCUACCCACAGUACUCCAGGGAAGUUGGGAGGAGGGCAGACCUACAUAUGCCAGUCAUACACCCCAUCUCGCUGCAUCUCAAGCUCCACUUCCCCAUCUGAUGUCAGUGCUAGCAUUUCUUGGACGCCUUCUCCAAAGCAGAAAGUAAAAGUUACCCCUGAAGCAAUCAGAGAUUGGCCACGAAGGAAGAGGACCAGGGCCAGGUGCAACAGGAGCAAGAGACAGGCAGAGCCUUCUGUGGAAAUACCACCCACUGAUGAGUGGGGAGUGAGAACUACAGAGCGCUUUGGUGGUGGCAAAACCCUGGGCAUGGGAGAAUUUGAGCUGGAGGGAGUUUACAGUCUCCAAGACCAGUCACCGUGCAGUGACAAAGAAACGUGCAGAGAUAAGUGUAUCCGCAAAGGGACUUUUGGAUUAAAGUGCAGGAAAAGGGCCUUUGAACACCUGUCUCCAGACUGGGAAGCAAAAAGGGCCUGUCCAAUGCAAGAGGCCCCAGCUGUGGCUGUUCACUCAAUAGAACGGUUUGACAUAGACCAAGAAAGAGCAUCAUCAAUUAGAACAAAACUGGAAAAAGAGGAGGCCUUCAACUUUUCAGGCUUAACUCCACCCAGUCCUUCUGUGAAGAGCUCCAUCUCUGCUAGCAGUCUUCGGGCACUGACACAGUCUCCUCUGUUUUAUCCAAGGUGUGCCACAUCCCAGAAGAAGCACUCACCAGAAGGCAACUCUGAGUUGAGCACUACAAACAAAGACCUGUCUCCAUUCAACAGCACACCCUCUAAACAGCGUCCCCUCAGCAGGAUCUACUCUCGGAAACGGCUGCUGAGCUGAACUACAGUUCAAGACUUGAAGAAUGUCAGACAAUGAAAGUUGGGUUUUGGACUACACUGUUGUAAAAAUUAAAACCUAGAGGUUAUCACUGGUCCUAACAGAGGCAUCUGUUGCUUGAGAAGCUGCACAUCGCCACUUGAAUAUGUGUAGGGUAAACUCUUUCAUUCUUUCUGCUGAGAAGAAAAAAGGAUGAACAGGCACCAUCAAUAGUAGGAAGAGCUUAUCUUGGACUUUGUGUAAACAUGGCAGCAUGCCACUAUGUGGACUCUCCUACUUUGAGCGGUCAGAAGGAAGUAAAACAGUGGGGUGAUUAACUGGACUGCUUUUAGGUAAUUCUUUUGUAAAAUAAAUUUGAUAAUAAGCUUGUAAUGUUACUAAAAUUCUGAACAUCCUGAAUGCUAAAGAGGCCAGCCAGAACUGCACAGCUUCCAUGUGCAUGAAUUAAAUGGGUGCAACUGCUUUAGUCAGCCCAA
Molecule: messenger RNA, 6277 nt
Organism: Heteronotia binoei (common prickly gecko)
Lineage: Eukaryota; Metazoa; Chordata; Lepidosauria; Squamata; Gekkonidae
Gene: TICRR
Product: TOPBP1 interacting checkpoint and replication regulator
Exons: 22
Coding region: 54-5804 (1916 amino acids)
Biological process (GO): mitotic DNA replication checkpoint signaling; DNA replication; mitotic G2 DNA damage checkpoint signaling
Cellular component (GO): nucleus
Molecular function (GO): chromatin binding
Source: RefSeq, a predicted model, not a curated record